Impatiens glandulifera is the source of this 1645-nucleotide messenger RNA. RefSeq names its product protein trichome birefringence-like 23. The coding region runs from base 38 to 1561 and encodes 507 amino acids. The transcript has 3 exons. Gene Ontology annotation, cellular component: Golgi apparatus. The record is from RefSeq and is a predicted model, not a curated record. NCBI's taxonomy places the organism in Eukaryota, Viridiplantae, Streptophyta, Magnoliopsida, Ericales, Balsaminaceae. Gene Ontology annotation, molecular function: O-acetyltransferase activity.
AAACCCUUCUAGAGAGAGAAAGAGGAGAGAGAGUACGAUGGUGCAGAGAACAAAGCCAAAAUGGGAGAAACUGUGGGGUUCAUUUCAACGAAGAGAUUACAUACUUGCUAAAUUGAUCGUAUUCUUAAUUUUAAUCGGUCUUGCAUUUAAGAUAAUGUACCUUGAUUCAACUGGUUUCACAGAUGGCGAGACUAUUCCUUUUAUCAAUCAGACGGUCAAUCUAAAUCCGCUUGUUUCUGGAGAUUUAUCAGAAAACGGACAAUCCACGAACAACACUCAACCUUCCAACCAGAUUUCGCCGCAAAUUUGGACCGAUUUGGACGAGACUACGAAGCGGAUAUCUGUUAAUGGAAGUUUACUAGAACCUUCAGCCGAUUCUCCUGGAGAUUUGUCUAAAGACGGUCAAUCGAGUGCGAAUCGGAUAUCUGUCAAUGGAAGUUUAGCCGAUUCGCCGGAAAAUCCACCGUCAGUUACUGUCGAUUUGACAGAUCAGAAGCCGAAUAAAGAAAAAUGUGAUAUAUUCAGUGGAGAUUGGAUUCCAAAUCCAUCUGGUCCUCUUUAUACAUACGAGACAUGUCAUUUGAUAACUUCUCAUCAGGAUUGUAUUAAGAAUGGAAGGCCUGAUACUGGUUUCCUUUACUGGAAAUGGCGUCCAAGAGAUUGUGAUCUUCCUUCUUUUGAUGCUAAGAAGUUUCUUGAAUUGAUGAAGAACAAAACAUGGGCAUUGAUUGGGGAUUCUUUGUCAAGAAACCAUGUUGAAUCUUUGCUUUGCAUUUUAUCCCAGGUGGAUCCAGCUAUUGAAGUUUACCAUGACGAAGAAUGGAGAUCAAAAAGAUGGCAAUUCGCUUCAUAUAACUUCACUAUUUCGGUUAUUUGGUCACCUUUUUUAGCCAAAGCUUCAAUUUUCGAAGAUUACAACGGCGUUUCAUCCGCUCCUAUUCAACUCCACCUUGAUAAGCUCGACCAAACAUGGACAGAUCUAUACCCGAGUUUAGACUACAUGAUAUUCUCUAGCGGCGAAUGGUUUUCCAAAUCCGCGAUCUACUACGAGAACAACACAAUCUUAGGAGGUCACAGUCUCCCAAACGAAAAGAACUACACUAAUAUCGCGUUCAAUCUAGCUUAUCGAAAAAUCCUCAAAAACCUAUUCAACUUCAUUCUCGAGUCGAACCAUAAUGGCACGAUCUUUUAUCGAACAACGACGACCGACCAUUUUGAAAACGGCGAGUGGUAUAAUGGUGGGAGUUGUCAAAGAACCGAGCCCGUUAAAGAGGGUGAGUUGAAAAUAACCCAAUUGACAGAAAUUCUUCGGGUAGUUGAGAUAGACGAGUUUGAGAAAGCCCAAAGGAAGGGGUUUGAGAAGGGAAUGAAGUUGAGGCUUCUUGAUGUGAUGUCGCAAUCUUCGCUUAGGCCCGAUGGGCAUCCGGGGUUGUAUAGACAUGCUCAUCCGUUAUCGAGUAAUAAUACGAAGUAUUACGAUUGUCUUCAUUGGUGUUUGCCCGGUCCGAUUGAUUCUUGGAAUGAUUUGAUUAUGGAGAUGAUUGUAAAUGGAUUAAAAUGAAAGAAUGUAUUGUAGGCUUCAUUAAUUUUUUAUUUAUUUUUGACAAUUUGGAGGUAUGAUUCAUUGAUUUUCAUAUUUUUGGAA